AGUUUUCAGCAGAGCAGCAAGAAAAAAACAUCCAGUUCAACAAGAGACGAACUGUUGGAGGAAAAUAAUUCAUCUGACAACAAAGAUGCAGUGGAGUCUAAUUCUGCUCUUUCUGAUGGGUCAGUGUUGUUUCAGCGACUGUCAGCUCUAUGAGUAUCUCUACAUUAAAGAGAAAAAGACCUGGACUGAAGCUCAGCAGUACUGCAGAGAGAAACACACUGACCUGGCCACAGUGUCUAACAUGAGAGACAUGAAGAGACUCCUCAACAUCUCAGCAGGAGGUCAGAGGGAUGUUUGGAUUGGUCUCUAUGAUUCAACAAAUGUCAACAGAACAUGGUACUGGUCUCUGCUUGGAGUGGAGUUCAAUGAAAGUGAGACAAACUGGAACACAGGAGAACCGACUGAUAAACAAAAUUCAGGAUUUGAGAACUGUGGAUUUCUGUAUAAAAAUCUCACAUGGGCAGAUACUGGUUGCCAACAUGACAGAUAUUUCCUCUGCUACGAUGAAACUAAUAGAACACAGAAAUAUCACUUGAUUAGAGAGAAGAAGACCUGGCAGGAAGCUCAGAGUUACUGCAGAGAGAAACACACAGACCUGAUCAGUGGACUGAAGCAGCUACAGGAUGAAGAACUGAAGAAUGUGAUGAAAUCUGCAGACAAGGAACCAUACUUUGGUCUGUUCAGAGACACCUGGAGGUGGUCAGAUGGAAGCAGUUUCUCUUUCAGACACUGGAAUAAUGAUCUUAACAAUCAGCAACUCAACAGUGGUCAAUAUGCGGCUGCAUUUAAUGAUGAAGGCAGAUGGAAAAAUGACAGCUGUGCCCUGACUAAACCCUUCAUCUGUUAUGAUGAUAAAGUGAUCCUGAUCAAAGAAAAUAAAACCUGGGAGGAUGCCUUAUAUUACUGCAGAGAUCACUACCAUGACCUGGUCACCAUCACCAACAAGAAUGAGCAGAGAUGGGUCCAGGAGAAAGCCAAGAACGCCUCGACUGAUCAUGUCUGGAUGGGUCUGCGCUACACCUGCACUCUGGAUUUCUGGUUCUGGGUCAGCGAUGAGGUGGUCAGCUAUAAGAACUGGGCCUCAGAUGCACCGAUGGAUGACUGUGACAUGUCUGGAGCCAUGGAGACAAGAGGAGAACAUAAGUGGAGAAAGAAAAAUGAUAUUGAGGAGUUUAACUUCAUCUGUUCUAAGGAUUAAGUUCUUCUUCUUCUUCAGUCUGCCUUUUUGCUGCAAUUUACUGUUAAAUAAAUGUUUUGCUUUAGGUCAAAUAAUUACUUUGAAUAUAAAAUAGUUUUUAUUCCCAAACCUCGUUAACUUGAUGCUCGCCUCUAAAGAAAGUCUAAGAGUUUCCAUAGGUCAGAACCUAACAUCUAAUAUGGAUGAACUUGAUUGUUGUUUCCAUGAUGGUUUUUGAAUGUUAACAAGACAGUUUUAAUCUGAAAAGAUGAGUUUAAAACACAAAUCUUCAUCAGCUGUUAGUUUAUUAUUACAUGUAUUGCUCUUGCUUGGAAUUACUUCAUAACUUUAUAAUUGUGAUUUGGGGUGAAAAUGGU
Messenger RNA from Girardinichthys multiradiatus, 1554 nucleotides. RefSeq names its product C-type mannose receptor 2-like. NCBI's taxonomy places the organism in Eukaryota, Metazoa, Chordata, Actinopteri, Cyprinodontiformes, Goodeidae. The coding region runs from base 86 to 1198 and encodes 370 amino acids. The record is from RefSeq and is a predicted model, not a curated record. The transcript has 5 exons.